Molecule: messenger RNA, 1679 nt
Organism: Diachasma alloeum
Lineage: Eukaryota; Metazoa; Arthropoda; Insecta; Hymenoptera; Braconidae
Product: hydroxyacylglutathione hydrolase, mitochondrial
Exons: 5
Coding region: 608-1516 (302 amino acids)
Molecular function (GO): hydroxyacylglutathione hydrolase activity
Source: RefSeq, a predicted model, not a curated record
AUUUUACCCCACCCUCCCCUACUAACCAACCAACGAAUUAGAUCUACAAUUAUUAUUAAUAUAAAAUAUGAAUAAUGAACUAAAAAUAAUCGAAUAAAAUAAAAAAUAUCAUCGAAUAUGUCAAAAAAAUGCGAAAGAAGAGAAAUAUGAUCGGCAAAUUCACUCGCCUUAGCCUCCCCAGCCCCACAUAUUGAACUAUGACACUCAUACCUUCGUAUAAUACCUCGACAUCUUCCAUGGUGCCCACUAAUUUAAUACUCGAUCUGUCGACGCAGUUUUUAAUUAACUAUUUUCACUGAUGCUCCUCAUUACGUUCUCGUCUUCACUAUUAUGCCAACCACGAUGUUGUUUACUCCAUUUACUAUAGAGACACACAGUGCAUUUUUCACAUGAAUGAGAUGUCAGCUGAUUCAUUGGCCACAAACUUCACUCGUCAAACGGUCAAACCACUUGUCGAUUGCAUUUAGGUUACGCGAGUGAAAUAAGUUGUUCGAGUUGUUAUUUGUCGUCAGGUCUUCCUGGUGACAGUGGGUUUUCUUGAAAAACAGUGCUAGGAUAAUAAACAAUAAAUUUCCUGAGAGGAUAGACGAUACACAUCUUGGUGCAUAUGUUUUUUAAUGCUGCACUCCGUCGCUGUCCACUUUGGCUCGAGAAACAGUUGACUUGUGCUUAUUUCACAGCGAGGAGCAUCACGACAAACGGAUUCGGCAGGAUGCACAGUUUAAAGACUAUAGUCCAAGGUCAGUCCAUGUCGGUGCAUAUUCUACCGGCACUGCAGGACAAUUUCAUGUAUUUGAUUGUUGACGACAAAACUAAAGAGGCAGCUGUGGUAGACCCAGUGAACCCAACCCUCGUCGCAAGUACAGUUGAAGAGAAUAAAUUCAACUUGACGAAAAUUCUGACGACUCACCACCACUGGGAUCACGCUGGGGGGAACGAGAAUAUGCUGAAGAAAUUCAAAGGCGUUCAGAUAUAUGGUGGGGAUGACAGAGUCGAGGCUGUUAAUAAAAUCGUGGCUCAUGGGGACAGUUUCAACAUUGGGAGCUUGAAGGUCCAGUGUCUGGGGACACCCUGUCAUACAACUGGACACAUUUGUUACCUCGUCAGUGGAGGGGACGACGAUCCACCCUCUGUCUUCACUGGUGAUACCUUGUUCGUGGGUGGCUGUGGGAGAUUUUUCGAGGGGACUGCCGAGCAAAUGUGCAAAGCACUUGGUGAAGUGCUUGGAUCCCUCCCCGAAAAAACGAAAGUCUUCUGUGGGCACGAGUACACCUGCAAAAAUCUCCAGUUUGGAUUGACAGUGGAGCCGUCAAACGAAAAUAUCAAAAAUAAAUUGGAGUGGGCAGAGGCUCAACGCAAGGCGCAAUCCCCAACAGUCCCGAGUACAAUUGAAGACGAGAAGAAAACGAAUCCGUUCAUGAGAGUUCACGAGGCAUCUGUCAUGGAGCACACAGCAACGACUGGACUUGUGGCAACCAUGGCCUCCUUGCGGAGGGAGAAAGACAACUUCAAAUAAACCCGAGUGAAUUAAUUACCCCCAAAAAUACUGGGAAACUGUUGUCACAAGUGCAAUAGCACGAGUUACUUUGUUUAUGCUUCCGUUCAGAUGAUUUCUUCCAAAUAAAUGAGAAUGCUGUUGCGAAAUAAUGAAUAUUUAUUAUUCUUAAUGUGGGACACUC